ACCUCAUUCCCCACCCCGGCGUUAUCGCCGUCACCCCUCGCCGCCGACCAAACGCACCCCACGAGCUCCCGCGCGGGUUCAUGUCCAUCUCCCCUACCGAAUCCAGCAGAGGAUCCCACCCGCUCACGCCGCGCACCUCGAACCCUAGCCCCAACCCCCGCCAUGGCAUCACCUCUCACCGCGGCCGCCGCUCCUCCCCUCGGGCCUCCGUCUCGCCGGCCUCCGCCGCGGCGCUCGGUGCCGGCGGGAGCGGCAACAUCUCCGACUCAGUUGUUCCAGCUAUCGGAGAAUCUGUUGAUGCUUCCCAACAGGUAGUUGGAUUUAGAAUAUCCAGAGAAGAGAAUGAUCCAUGUACCCAAGAGGUUGGCAAUGUUUCUGAAUUCCAGUCUUCUGGACAAGCGAGUUCGGGUCUCCCAGUGCACGAUGUUAGCUCAGAUCAGGCAGAUGCUCGGAGACUCGGAAUGGUGGGGUCUCUGCAGAAUGACCAUAGUUCUAAUGGACUUCAGGGUAAUGGAGCUCUGAUGGCCGCGAGAAAGAAUCAGGCUGUGAAUGCCAACCAUCUGCUAAAUUUCCAGUAUGAUCCUAUUUCUCGACCACAGCCUCGGGGCCCUAGAAUAUAUCCAGCGAAAAGGCAAAGGAAGAUCAAACCUUACAACAAGGACUUGUUCCUCCAAGCAAAUUUUAAGUUUGUUGUUUUGGAUACAGGAAAUUAUCAGAUUGAAUCAAUGGAUCCUGAUAAGAUGCUCCAGUGGGAAGAUAUUAUCUGUGUAAGAUACUGUAGCCCUUCUGAGGUGCGAUGUCCUAUUUGCUUGGAAAGCCCAUUGUGCCCCCAGAUUACGUCGUGUGGACAUAUAUUUUGCUUUCCAUGCAUUUUACGUUAUUUACAAAUAGGUAAAGAGGAUUACAGAGGCGAGUGCUGGAAGAAGUGUCCACUGUGUUUCAUGAUGGUAUCAACAAAGGAGUUGUACACCAUCUAUAUUACUCAACUUCAGCAUUUCCAUGUUGGCGACAAGGCGACUUUCACGCUUCUGAGGCGGCCAAAAAAUAGGCUCACUCCUUUUAUUAGAAACCCAUCUACUGAUUUUUCUUCUGUAGAUAAAGAUCCUGGUGAUAUUUUCUCUAAGUUCAUUUUGACAUCAGAUGUGGAGCUCUCUGUUAGGGAAGCAAAAUCAGAUCUCAGUAGUUGGCUGCACAGGGCCGACUUAGGCCUUGUUGAUGACUUGGAGAGACUUCCUUAUGUUUCAGCUGCUUUGGAGCAGCUGGAAGAAAGGAUGAAAUACUGGACUGAGUACAGAAACUACACUAGCAGCCCCCCUCUAAAAGAUAGCUUCUCUCCCGUGCCUAGUAGCAAAUGGAAGAACUCUGAUAAUCUGAAGACUUCGCGCCCCAACAGUGGACAGAGACUGUCCCCUGUUUCAGAUGGAGAUAUUAUCACUGGUGUUUCAGAGCUCUCUAUUUCACCCCAAUCAAAUAAAACUGCCAUUAAGGGAAUGCAAACCAAAAUGGAAGAGAACAAUGCUACCAUGAUUUAUUCAAGUGAACAAGACUCAUACACAUUUUACCAGGUGUCUGAUGGUCAGCACCUAAUUCUUCAUCCACUUAACAUGAAAUGCCUUUUAAACCAUUUUGGAACUCCUGACAUGCUUCCACCAAGAAUAACUGGAAAAAUCUUGGAAUUGGAGACGAUAACACAGUCUGAGGCUACCAGAAAACGCUAUCGUUUCUUAAGUCACUUCUCGUUAACAACAACAUUCCAGUUCUGCGAAAUUGACCUGAGUGAGGAGCUACCUUGUAUCUCACUGGGUCCAUUCAUGGAUGAAAUGAAGAAGCGUGAGAAACAGAGAAAGCGCACUGCCGAGAAGGAAGAAAGCGACAGGGCGAGGGCCGAAGUAGCUGCUGCUGUGCAGCUAUCUGCUAUGCGUUUUGAACAUGCAAACUUCUCCCACAGUCACAACGAUGUUAUGUUCUCUCUGGAUGACUUUGAAGCUCUGGGGAACAUUGCUGGACCAUCAACGAGUCCUCCGGCCAGUGAACGAAAGCUUUUCUCUGAUGUUACACGCCUUGGUUUUGCUUCUGCGCAAGACUCGCCUCCUCUAGGAGUUGACAGUGGGCCUGGGGACACGGCUGGCAAACAUGAAAGCUCAAGAGACCAAGCGCCGGCAGCCACUUCUUCCUUGUCUUUUGCCAGCAUUCUGGCUUCCACCAGGGCUGCCGCGGGCAACAGCGUGGAGAUGCAUAGACCAAAUGGAGCCGGAAAGAAGGGUAAGAAGCCCAGCAAGGUACUCUUGUCUACCGGCGGUGGCCGCCGAUACUAGAGGAAUAAAAUAUGCGGGACACAUUUGGGUGGGUGUUUCCGUUGUUGUUCAAGUCAAAUGUGUAUAGUGCAUAAGCUGAAUUACUGUUCUGUAACAUUCAAGUAGGAGAUAUGUUUUUCUUUUCUCUCAAGUUCCUAAACACGUGUCGCGGGGGUGACAGAGAACCGUGUAAUCCCGCAAGUUCUGGUGACAGGUUGAUAACACACUGUUCGCCGGAUGGGAAAUGGAUUGUACUUGUACAUUAGUACUCCGUACUGCAAUAACAAGAGAAAAACAACUGUUAGGUUGGAACC
Brachypodium distachyon (stiff brome) is the source of this 2608-nucleotide messenger RNA. Its product is annotated as RING finger protein 10. The transcript has 9 exons. NCBI's taxonomy places the organism in Eukaryota, Viridiplantae, Streptophyta, Magnoliopsida, Poales, Poaceae. The record is from RefSeq and is a predicted model, not a curated record. Gene Ontology annotation, biological process: positive regulation of transcription by RNA polymerase II. The coding region runs from base 81 to 2315 and encodes 744 amino acids. Gene Ontology annotation, molecular function: metal ion binding; transcription cis-regulatory region binding.